AUGACCCAAAUCUCAUGGAGCCUUCAAAUUUUCCGCCAAAUUUUGAAAACUUGCAUAGACCAAAGGGACCUCAUAAAAGGCAAAUCUUUACACGCCUGUUAUGUCAAGUCCCUCAUCCCAGAAUCCACAUAUAUUUCCAACCAUUUCAUCCUCCUUUACUCCAAAUGCAGCCGUCUGUCCGCUGCUCGUAAAGCAUUUAAUCUCAUACUUGAUCCCAAUGUCUUCUCCUUUAACGCCAUUAUUGCUGCCUAUGCUAAAGAAUCACAACCUCACAUUGCUCAUCAGCUGUUCGACAGAAUUCCCCAACCGGACAUUGUAUCGUACAAUACUCUUAUUUAUGCUUAUGCUGACCGUGGUGACAUAAGGCCCUCACUCGAACUUCUUUCUGGAGUUAGGAGUGUGGGUUUAGAUAUGGAUGGAUUCACUUUUUCUGCGGUUAUUAGUGCUUGUUGUGAUCAGGUUGAACUGGUAAAACAGUUGCAUUGUUUGGCUCUUUCGGGUGGGUUCGAUAGUUAUGCUUCGGUUAAUAAUGCUUUGAUAUCUGGGUACAGUAAGAAUGGGUUUUUCAGUGAGGCUGAGACGGUGUUUAGUGGAAUGUGCGGGAAUAAAGAUGAGGUCUCAUGGAAUUCGAUGAUAGUGGCGUACGUUCAGCAGAGGGAAGGUUUGAAGGCGCUGGCAUUGUAUCAAAAAAUGCUGCGUCUGGAUUUAUAUGUGGACAUGUUUACUUUGGCGAGUGCGUUGACUGCAUUUACGAGCAUCGAGGAUUUGCUUGGUGGGAUGCAGUUUCAUGCCCAGUUGAUCAAAAUGGGGUUUCAUCGCAAUGCUCAUGUUGGAAGUGGUUUGAUUGACUUUUACUCGAAAUGCAGCACUUCAAUGUUGGAAUCUGAGAAGGUGUUUCAGGAAAUACCUGUGCCUGAUUUGGUGCUUCGGAACACCAUGAUUUCUGGCUAUUCGAAGAAUGAUGAGUCGUCCGAAGAGGCUCUUAUUUACUUCAAGCAGUUGCAACACGCUGGUCACUUUCCUGACGACUGCAGCUUUGUUUGCGUGAUAAGUGCAUGUUCUAACUUGGCAUUGCGUUCACAAGGACAGCAGAUACACUCUCUGGCAAUGAAAUCAGAUAUCCCAUCCAACAGAAUAGCCGUAAAUAAUGCCCUGGUUGCAAUUGAAGACGACAACAAGAAAUUGACGUCGUUAAUAAUGGAGUCCAGGCCUUUGCACCCGCUUCACCAAAUGGCAGAGACCCCCAUCUCACAAGCUCUUCCUCAAGCAAUAGCUGAAAGAAGAAGAGCUAAUCCUCAACAGAAUCUCCCUCAAAGCGACCCAAACCGACUCGGCCCCAGAACGAGAUCACGCAAUUCUACCGCCUCUUCUUCCUCUUCCACUCCAUUGCCCUAA
This is a messenger RNA of Fraxinus pennsylvanica, 1395 nucleotides long. Lineage: Eukaryota; Viridiplantae; Streptophyta; Magnoliopsida; Lamiales; Oleaceae. The record is from the annotation of a GenBank genome assembly.